AGCCCCAAAUUUCUCCGCUCCCUAACGCUAUCGAGCCAAACCCAAACGUUAACUCAGACGAAGCACCAGCAGAAGAAGAAACAAAACCGAACCACUCUCAACUCUCCAACGUCGCCACCCGAUUCAUCGCGUUUCGCAAGCUACAAUGGCGACGUUCGAACUGUACCGUAGGUCGACGAUCGGAAUGUGCCUGACGGAGACGUUGGACGAGAUGGUUCAGAACGGCACUCUCAGCCCCGAGCUCGCGAUUCAGGUUCUGGUCCAGUUCGAUAAGUCCAUGACUGAGGCUCUGGAAACGCAAGUUAAGAGCAAGGUCUCCAUCAAGGGACAUCUCCAUACGUAUAGAUUUUGUGACAAUGUUUGGACCUUCAUCUUGCAAAAUGCGUUGUUUAAGAACGAAGACAGCCAAGAGACUGUUGGAAGGGUUAAAAUAGUGGCGUGUGACUCAAAGCUGCUCACACAAUAAUAUGCCCAAUUUCUGGCACAAGGAGAAAUUGUUGUCAUCUGCUGGUACUAUGGGAAUGGUGGCCAGACCAUAGUGACGGAUGGUCUUAAUUCUUGCAGGAACUAGCAACUAUUGUAUGUUAUUAUAGGUUUAAAAGCCAUCACUCUUCAUAUCAUUAGGUAAUUAUUAAUGCUACAUUCAGAAUACCCCUUCGGAGUUGGAUGAAUCUACUCUCUUCCUUUAACUGUAUUUUCUUCUAUUCUUCUGAGUACCAGUAAACUAGUUUAUUUCUCUUCGCCAAACUGUUAUGCUCACCUCAUAAGCAAUCAUUGCUGAUCACAUCGUUAAUUCUGGAGUAAUUCUAUUUAAUUAUUUUAUACA
Molecule: messenger RNA, 826 nt
Organism: Cajanus cajan (pigeon pea)
Lineage: Eukaryota; Viridiplantae; Streptophyta; Magnoliopsida; Fabales; Fabaceae
Source: RefSeq, a predicted model, not a curated record